Rotaria sp. Silwood2 is the source of this 1581-nucleotide messenger RNA. NCBI's taxonomy places the organism in Eukaryota, Metazoa, Rotifera, Eurotatoria, Philodinida, Philodinidae. The record is from the annotation of a GenBank genome assembly.
AUGGAAGAUUCACUUAUUCAAUUAAAUGAUUUACCUGAUGAAAUUUUUAUGAUGAUUUUGAAAAAACUGCAUAGUUGUGAUGUACUCUAUUCUUUAAUAGGUGUUAAUAAACGACUUGAUACUAUUGUGCAAGAUUCAUUUUUUACAGCAUAUUUAACAUUGACAGUACCUCCUUAUGGUUUUCUUAACUUUACUGAUCCAAUACUUGAUCGAUUUUGUUCGAAAAUUUUACCUAAAAUUCAUCAUAAAAUCGGAUGGAUCAAUGUUGAAUCAUCGUCUAUGGAACGUUUUCUUCGUUCAACAAAUUAUCCGAAUUUAUACGGCCUUGGUUUAUGUAAUCUUGCAUCAGAAACAGCUCGAGAUCUAUUUACCGAUGGAAGUUAUUUAAUUCAAAAUUUCAAAAAUCAAAUUUCAUCACUUGUGGUUCAUAUUAGUAAACGUUGUCAAGAGUCGACUUCAAUUAAAGAUAUAAAUAUAUUCAUAUAUAGACAAAUCUUUACUUGGUUCGAGAAUUUAAAAACUUUAAAUUUCAAUCCAACUUCAGCUUCUCAUUAUGAUCGAUUAACAUUUGGUCCAUCACCUCCAAGAAUUUUUUCAUCAACUCUAUUAGAAUUGCGUGUCGUCGUAGAGACUUAUGAAGAUUGUCUCUAUUUACUUGAUGGUCGAUUCAAUCGACUUAAUACAUUCUAUGUUACCAUUUGUUCGUCUGAUGGUCCUGUGUUACCAUUGAUCAAUAAUGAAAAAAAACUUCCCAAUUUACAAUGCUUUACAUUAAUUCUGAAAUCGGUGUUAUUGGCUUACAAUAAUUUUCUUAUUCCACUUUUACAUCGAAUGUUAAACUUAGAAGAACUUAGUUUAUGUUUUGUCAAUCAUAAUACACCAAUUAUAGAUGGUAAUGAUUUGAAAAUGAAUAUUAUGAAUUAUAUGACAAAAUUAAAGAAAUUUAAAUUUAAUAUUCAUUCAGUUAUUCAAAUUAAUAAUCAAAUUAAUUUACCAUCAAAUGAACAUAUUCAACAUACAUUUAAAAAUUUUGCAAAUAAAAAUCAAAUUAUUUCAUCAAUUGAUUGUUUUCCAAAAGCAAAUGAAUUUCAUUGUCAUAUUUAUUCAUAUCCAUAUAUAUGGACAGAUUAUGAUAAUAUAACAAAUAGUUUUCGUGGUGGAUUAUUUAAAUCUGUUCUUAAACUCUCAUUAGUUGAUGAACGUCCUUUCGAACAUGAAUUUUUUCUUCGAAUUGCUAAAUCAUUUCCAUGUGUCGAAGAAUUACAUGUAGAUAAUCGAGAACCACAAAAGAAUGACAAUCAACAAUGGUCAAUCAUUGAAUAUUCUUAUCUUAUGCAACUUGAUCUUCUUAAAACUCAUGAAAAUUAUGUGGAACAAUUUUUGAAUAAUACUAAACUGUCUUUAUUACAUAAUAUUUGUUUUCGUGUGGAUUAUAAUACUUUACAAAGAGUAACAGACAAUUUUACAAGUGAUACAACACGAAUGAAUUGUUCCAAAAUCAAAUAUCUAUUUUUAUGCAAUCAACCAGAAUUUUGUUCUCCAAAUUUAAAAGACUAUUUUGCUCAUGCAGAAAUCUGUUGA